Molecule: messenger RNA, 1322 nt
Organism: Dothidotthia symphoricarpi CBS 119687
Lineage: Eukaryota; Fungi; Ascomycota; Dothideomycetes; Pleosporales; Dothidotthiaceae
Exons: 2
Coding region: 164-1180 (338 amino acids)
Biological process (GO): zinc ion transmembrane transport; intracellular zinc ion homeostasis
Cellular component (GO): membrane
Molecular function (GO): zinc ion transmembrane transporter activity
Source: RefSeq, a predicted model, not a curated record
ACCUCGAGACCUUUCUCCGUUCCUGCCUGCAUCAUGGCCCACCAUCACUUCCAAGUUUCUCGAAAGACGCGCCUGAGGGCUGUGAUUGCCAUAUCGUUCUGUUUCUUCCUAGCUGAGAUAUCUGGUCAGCUUUGAGUUGUUUUGAAAUAAUUUGUUUGUACUGAUGCACGACACAGUUGGCUUCUACACUCGCUCUCUGGCUCUGGUAGCAGAUGCUUUCCACUAUCUGAACGAUCUCAUCGGCUUCAUCAUUGCUCUCCUGGCCGUACAAGUGACAGAGCGCAAAACAUCCCCUCAAGACCUCUCCUUCGGCUGGGCAAGAGCACAGCUUCUUGGUGCCUUCUUCAACGGCGCCUUUCUACUCGCCCUAGGUUUGAGUAUCUUGCUACAGUCGAUAGAACGUUUCAUUUCCCUUGAGCACGUCGAGAAUCCAAAGCUAAUGCUCAUCGUGGGCUGUAUCGGCCUGUUCUUGAAUGUCAUCAGUGCUUUGUUCCUCCACGAGCAUGAUCACGAUCACGGCCACAGUCAUGCUGCAAGAGACGAUAUGGAGAUGUACCCUACCCCUGCUCAUGCAUCUCACAUGCACAUACUCGCAAAGCCCACCAAGCAUGGCAUGGACCUAGGCAUACUGGGCGUUCUCAUCCACGUUCUCGGCGACGCAAUCAACAACAUCGGUGUCAUCAUCGCAGCUGCCAUCAUCUGGUUUGUCAAGUCGCCUUCGCGUUUCUAUGCAGACCCUGCCGUGAGCCUACGGAUUGCCGUCAUGAUCCUCGUAACAGCCAUUCCUUUGACGAAGCGCAGCGGCAAGAUUCUCCUUCAGUCCGCGCCUCUAGGUGUCAAGAUUGAAGACAUCAAACACGACCUUGAGUCCAUUCCCGGCGUCCAUAGUGUUCACGAACUGCACGUGUGGCGUCUGGAUCAGAAGAAAGCGAUUGCGAGUGCGCACAUCGUUGUCAACAAUCCUGAUCUGAGGCAUUUCAUGCAGCAAGCGGAUACGUUCUCGCAUUGUUUGCACGCAUAUGGUAUCCACUCUGCCACGUUACAACCCGAGCUUGCGGUAUUUUCUCAGGAAUCGUUGGGGCAGAACUCCGACACCAUCGUAGGGUCAUCAUCGACAAGUGUGGAGAAAUGCGCAUUGCCAUGCAGAGUUGAAUGUGAAGAGCUGAAGUGCUGCAAAUGAUAUACACUACCACAACAUACGUAGGCGGGUUACGGGUUAGAACGGCAGGUAUAGGUUGCGUCUAGAUAAAGACAUUAUUCUAUAAAGAAGUUGAUUUGGCCAGAAACACCAGCUCACAACUUGCUCAUCACCUCUAACACUC